GAUGGCAACGCCCAGGUGGAGACGCCAUGUGGCGUACUUGCCACGUGGCGAUGGGAGAGGGAUGGCAACGCCGAGGUGGCGACGCCACGUGGCGAUGGGAGCGGGAUGGCAACGCCGAGGUGGCGAUGGGAGCGGGAUCGGGAAGCGAAGGUGGCCACGGGCGCGAGAUCGGGAUCGAAAAGCAGAGGUGGCGAUGGGUACCACACUUCGCACGUGCCAAACAUCGCACGUGGUGCACGUGCCACGUGGCGCACUUUCCGCAUCGCCACGUGGCGUACUUGCCCCAUCAUCAAGUCCCACGUGGCAAGUACGGAGGUGGCGACGGGAGUGGGAUGGCAACGCCAUCUCGGCGUCGAGGUGGCGUACUUGCCCCAUCAUCUAGUCCCACGGGCAAGUGCGGAGGUGGCGACGCCGAGGUGGCGACGUGAGCGGCAAGUACGCCACGUGGCAAGUGCGGCCUCACCAUAUCGUCCCAUGUGGCAAGUGUUGAGGUGGCGACGGGAGCGGCAAGUACGCCACGUGGCAAGUGCGGCCUUACCAUAUAGUCCCACGUGGCAAGUGCGGAGGUGGAGACGCCGAGGUGGAGACGCCGAGGUGGCGACGGGAGAGGGAUCGGGAAGCGGAGGUGGCGACGCCGAGAUGGCAACGCAGGGCGUGGGAUCGGGAGCGGGAUUGGGAAACGAAGGUGGCGACGCAGGGCGCGGGAUCGGUAGCGGGAUCGGGAAGCGGAGGUGGUGACGCCAAGGUGGCAACGCAGGGCGUGGGAUCGAGGGCAGGAUUGGGAAGCGAAGGUGGCGACGCAGGGCGCGGGAUCG
This is a messenger RNA of Chara braunii, 815 nucleotides long. Lineage: Eukaryota; Viridiplantae; Streptophyta; Charophyceae; Charales; Characeae. The record is from the annotation of a GenBank genome assembly.